AUGAAGAAAGAUAGAGAACCAAUAGACGAAGAUGAAAUGAGAAUCACCUCCACGGGAAGGAUGACCAAUUAUGUGAACUAUGGUGCCAAAAUUUUAGGGGAAGAAGAUAAAAAAAGCUUGAAAAUAAAAGCCACGGGAAAUGCCAUCGGAAAAGCAGUAACUCUAGCAGAAAUAAUCAAAAGGAGAUUUAAAGGAUUGCAUCAGAUAACGAAGUGCGGUAGUACAGUCAUAACGGACCAGUAUGUUAGUGGACAAGACAACGGAGAACAGGUUGUCCAGGAGAAAACCGUUUCUUUUAUCGACAUUCUGUUAUCGAGAGAUCAAUUAGAUGUAAAAGACCCAGGUUACCAACCACCAUUGGAUGAGAAAUAUGUGAAAGAAAUGUCACCUGAAGAAAUUGUGAACACGAGACCAUAUAGAGGAAGAGGAUUCAGACCCAGGUUCUUUCGUGGAUUCAGAGGUGGCAGAGGUGGGUUCAUGAGACGAGGUGGAUAUAGACCAUUUGGAGAUAGAAUGUAUGAAGGUAGAAACAGCUUUAGAGGAGGUAGAGGAUAUGGUGGCAGUUUUGGUAGAGGUGGUUACAGAUCUGGUGGUAUGGGCAUGUCCGGAAGAGGUGGAUUCAGAGGAGGAUUCCGGGGAGGUAGAGGUGGUUUCCGAGGUGGCAGAGGUGGCUUCAGAGGCAGCAGGGCCUUAUCAUAA
This is a messenger RNA of Plasmodium coatneyi, 699 nucleotides long. RefSeq lists its product as uncharacterized. The record is from RefSeq and is a predicted model, not a curated record. Gene Ontology annotation, molecular function: RNA binding. The transcript has a single exon. The coding region runs from base 1 to 699 and encodes 232 amino acids. Lineage: Eukaryota; Apicomplexa; Aconoidasida; Haemosporida; Plasmodiidae.